Molecule: messenger RNA, 1410 nt
Organism: Solea senegalensis (Senegalese sole)
Lineage: Eukaryota; Metazoa; Chordata; Actinopteri; Pleuronectiformes; Soleidae
Product: serine/threonine-protein kinase PAK 3-like
Exons: 2
Coding region: 1-1410 (469 amino acids)
Biological process (GO): protein autophosphorylation; negative regulation of apoptotic process; regulation of mitotic cell cycle
Cellular component (GO): cytoplasm
Molecular function (GO): protein serine/threonine kinase activity; ATP binding
Source: RefSeq, a predicted model, not a curated record
AUGGAGGACAAAAUCCAGAAGAUGACAGUAAUGCAAAAGUCCACCACCAGCCAACCAACCAAUAAACCUCAGUCACCCCUACCACAUCAGUCAAGCGAGACACAAUCUGAUCUUAACAACAAGGCAACUUCAUCAGAUAUUCAAUUUGAGCCAAAUAAAACAAUAGCCUCUACAGUCGUAAGCAGCGGCACGUCUCAGGCCGCUCAGAAAGAUCCAGAAAGGAAAAGCAAACCCAAUGAGCGGUUGAGACCCAAUAAAAGGAAGACCUGCACAAACAAGGAGUCACCCAGUAAAAGGCAGAGUGCAAGCAAACCCACAGAGGCACCACUGGGCAAGGCUUUGACGGAAAACGCCUCCACUGGAAAAGAGAGACCAUGUAAAAGGAAGAGGGGUGCAAGCAAACAUACUGAGAUGCCAAAGUUGGACGCACCAAUGAGAAACACCUCCUCUGAAAGAGAGAGACCGAGAAAAAGGAAGAGGGGUGCAAGCAAAUCCACUGAGAUGCCACUGUUGGAAGCACUGAUGAGAAACACCUCCUCUGAAAGAGAGAGACCCAGUAAAAAGCAGAGGGGUAAUGAUAGUUUUCUAUCCAAGUGCGGCAGUGAUUUUUCUACUCCCAAACAAGAAGAGAGGAGCAGCACUGUCCUUUUAGGCAAAACCAGAACUGCUGACUUCAAUACCAAAUACAAGCAGCUUGGUAAGAUUGGAGGUGGUGGUUUUGGAUUAGUUUAUGCUGGCACAAGAAUCUCUGACCAAUUACCAGUGGCAAUCAAACACAUCCAUAAAGCAGAUGUUAAGAGACGGUCCAUGGUAAUAAAUGGAAGAAAAUGCCAGAUACCCCUCGAGGUGGUCCUCAUGCAUAAAGCAGCAGGUGAACCAGAAUCAGUGGGCAAAUCAACAGCCGUAUCAUUGCUCGAUUGGUAUGAUCUGGGUGACAAAGUUCUUCUGGUCAUGGAGAGACCAGUCAUGUCUAUGGACCUAUCACGAUACUUGGACAUCAGUGGUCCAUUGCAAGAAGCCUUGGCAAAGGUCAUCAUGAAGCAGGUGGUGGAUGCAGCCAUACAGAUGGACUCAGAAAAAAUCUUCCACCGUGACAUCAAAUCUGAAAACAUCCUUCUGCAAGCUACCUCCAAUGUCCCUCGAGUGCGAGUCAUUGACUUUGGAUGUGGCUGUAUUUUGAGCAAAAGACGUUACCGUUACCGCACCUUCUUUGGAACCUUAAUCUAUGUCCCUCCGGAGUUCGAAACACAUGGGGUAUAUGAGGCUGGCCCAACCACGGUCUGUCUCCCUCACCUAGGUUUCCUGGAAUAUGCUGAUGAUGAUUGGUUUCCACCUGAGCUGGUGGAGAGAGAGCUGAUUGGUUCCUGCUCGUUGAGGCAGGCACUCAAUCUCCUGGAGUUGAUUAUAUAA